Chrysemys picta bellii (western painted turtle) is the source of this 5592-nucleotide messenger RNA. Lineage: Eukaryota; Metazoa; Chordata; Testudines; Emydidae. The record is from RefSeq and is a predicted model, not a curated record.
CUGGGAUUAGUUGGAGGAAGUUCUCGGGCCUCUAUUACAGGGGCGCUCAGACUAGAUGAUCAGCUCUGGGUCGCUUUGCUGUGGUCUCCCUGCCCUGCACCAUUUCAACGCGCGUCGGGCAGCCACGCCAGGAAACGUGCCCUGGACUGGGCUCUGAUCGGCUCGCUCCGGGCAGGAUUCCCUGUCCCUGACUCCGCGAUCUCCCAGAUGCAGCGAGGGGAAGAGCCGUGUGUCCCGGUUCUCCAGGGCGCCGAGGGACGGGAGAUCCCCCGAGGUGCCUGCACAGGUGCCAGAAUGGAGGGGAAGAGUCCGAAGAAGGAAGGGCCUACGGGAACAGAGCCACACUGGAUGUCCCAGAGCAUUAAGCAAGAAGAGGGCAGCGGGGCUGGAUGGCCGGAGGAGAUCAACGCGAUGUCUCCAGAGGAGAUCGGCAUCAGGAUGAUGAUGGAGCACAACCGAGCCCAGCUGGGGGAGAGCCCCUACAGCUGCUCGGACUGCGAGAAGAGCUUCAGCCAGAGCUCCCACCUGGUCCAGCACCAGCGCAUCCACAUGGGCCAGAAGCCCUACAAGUGCACCGACUGCGGGAAGAGCUUUGUUCUCAGCUCCAACCUCCUGGAGCACCAGCGCAUCCACACCGGGGAGCGCCCCUACAAGUGCGACCAGUGUGAAAAGACCUUCAGCCAGAGUUCCCACCUCUUCCAGCACCAGCGCAUCCACACGGGUGAGCGGCCCUACCAAUGCACCGAGUGCGGGAAGAGUUUCAACCGCAAUUACACCCUGGUGAAGCAUUACCACACCCACAUCGGGGAGCAGCCCUUCAUCUGCAGCGAGUGCGGGAAGAGCUUCAGCCUCGGCUCCUUCGCCCAGCACGUCCGCACCCACACGGGCGAAAAGCCCUACAGCUGUGCUGAGUGCGGUAAGAGUUUCAGCAGCAGUUCCAACCUGAGCCAGCACCGGCGCAUCCACACCGGGGAGAAACCCUACAGCUGUGGCCACUGCGGGAAAAGCUUCAGCCAGAGCUCCAACCUCAUCAAGCACCGGCGCAUCCACACCGGAGAGAGACCCUACAGCUGCCCCGAGUGCGGCAAGACCUUCAACCAGAGCUCGUCACUCAUGCAGCACCGGCGGAUCCACCGCGGGGAGCGGCCCUACGAGUGCACCGAGUGCGGGAAGCGCUUCAGCGUCAGCUCCCACCUGGUGGAGCACCGGCGGAUCCACCGGGGCGAAAAGCCUUACAAGUGUGUCGACUGCGGGAAGAGCUUUGGCUGCAACUCAUCCCUAAUGAAACACCAGCGCAUCCACACCGGGGAGCGGCCCUACAAGUGCCCCGAGUGUGGGAAGUGCUUCAUCGACAGCUCCAAGCUCAACAACCACCGGCGCACCCACACUGGAGAGCGGCCCUACAAAUGCACCGACUGCGGGAAGGGCUUUGGAGACAGCUCCGCGCUCAUGAAGCACCAGAGGACGCACACCAAGUAGACACCCAGCAGAUGGAGAGGGGGGCACUGGUGUCUCUCUGGAGGGUGAAAUUGACAUGCUCUGGGGAUCGGGGGCCUCUAUAAGGGAGACAUUGAUGUGCCUUCUGGGGGGACAAGGGCACCUUUAUAGAGAGUAAAUUGGUGUCCUUUUUUCCAACCCCUAUUGGUCAGCAAGACAUACCCAUCCAUCUCGGAAACCCUGGCCCCUACCCCCAGUGUAUGCCAAUGCCCUUUUGCCUGCAGCAAGCUACGGGCCUGAUCUGAAGCCCCUUCCUCUCUCCCGCACUUACAGUGGAUCAAGAUGCAGGUGGCUUCUGCGAGGAUCCCAAAGUGGCAGGAAAUGCUAAGGCAAAUCAUGCAGCUGUGAUGUGUGCCACAGGGAUUUGUAUGGAGGAAAUAAGCAAACAUAGUGAGGUUUAGUGAUUAGCCCUGGGAAUCAGAACUUCUGGGUUCUGUCCUCAGGAUGGGGAGUAGGGUCUAGUGGGUGAUAGCAGAGGGGGCUGGGAGCCAGGACUCAUGGAUUAGAUUCCCAGCUAUGUGUGGGUUCUAGAAGGUGAAAUCAGAGUUUGUUUGCAGUUGUGGAUAGGUGUAUAGUUUAGAGCAGGGGCCUGACAAUCAGACCUCCUGGGUUCUACACCCAGCUCUGGCACUUUACCUUUCUGUGUCUCAGUUUCUUCUUCAUCUGUCAAAUGAGAAUAAUGCUUUUUUCUAAUGUUUUGAGAGUCAUAGAUGAAAAGUGCUUAUUAUUCUGUAUUUGAUGAGUAAUUGUCUAAGCCAGAAGUGACCCUCAUUUCACCUGCGUUGUUCAUGCUCUGAGUUAGCUGUAGAGCAUAGAUCUCUAGGUCUUUUCUUAAGCUGGUUUGCAGAAAUUAAGAUCCACGAUUGAUGUCUCAUUUCUCUCAACCAACUAGGAGAAGAAAUGUAAAGGGAUCCUGGAAAAGGAAAUAAAACUGGGGAUUGUGCCCUUUAAUUUUACUACUUUAUGAUGCACAAAACAAAGCCUGGGGAAGGGGCAGAGGGAGUCAACCUGCUUGGGACAUUAGAAAUUUGGGAGUUGUAUAACUUGGAAGUCUCUUGGGAAGACUCGAGAAUUGGGUCUGAUCAGUUAAACCUGGAGAAUGGCUUUAAAACUUAAGUUAAGGCUAGGAGUUUUCAAUAGCAAUCUCAGAGGAUGUCCAUUGUGUGAGAUAUCUUAGAGGCCUAAUUUUCAGGUGGAAGUGCUCAGCAUUGUCUGAAAAUUGGGGCCGCUUAACCAUUAAAAGUUGGCCACUGCCUGUCACCAUUGAAAGUUUUGGUCCAAAUCUUUAAAAAUCAAGAUUUUCUCUCCCAACAUGUUCCUUGGGUAACUGAGGUAGAUGAGUGACAACAAAGUGAGCCUCUCAGAUUCUUUGCCUGUGUUAAUAUUGAGCUAAGUCAAAUGUCUGCGUCAUGGGGUGCUCUACUCACCACAGGAGCACCUCCUUGUGGCCACAGCUGGGGAUUAGCUCUGCCAGUCUGACGCCCCUUCCUACACGUGCUCACUCCGUCUGUCUCUCGGGAUUCAAUGGCUCCCUCUUCGUGGCUUGGCCCUCUGGCCCAUCAAUGGGGCCAUUUCCCCAGUGGCUGGUAGAGUAACCCAGGCCUGGCCCCUUCUCUGGGUUCCAGCUCAGGGAGCCUACCCUGCUCUGUCCCACACGUCACUGUUGUUUCCUUGGUCUGCUUCCUACAUUGUCUCUGUCCAGCUUCCUCUCCAUCCUCCUCCAGGUUUGCCUUUCCCUCUGGGCCAAGCUCCCUGCUCUCUCAAGCCCCACAGAGUGACUGUAGAUCUCCUCCCUGCAGCCCCUUUCUGCCCUCAGCUACCUGGCUUUCUACAAGCCCUUCCUAUUGCUGUCCAGGUGAGCUUCAUCCUUUAAUUAGUCCUCUCUGCCCCCCUCCAGGUGCAGCCUUGGUGGUUAAUUGGUCCAACUAGCCAUGUUAAGCUCUUCAGAGGUGGUGUGGGGUGAAUGCCCCAUCAGACAUGGGUUUACCAGGUCUGUGCUACAUCCUGGCCUUUAAACAGUCUCCUGGGAGUAUCCCUUUUAGUGUGGCAGACCUUCAGGGGGACACACAGUUCCACCAGGGGAGGCCAUGCAGCCUCUCCGACUCCAGGAUUGGGCCUUCAGGCUCCAGCACCCCUGUUUGCCACAGGGAGCUCCUACAGCGAGUCCGACUGAGAUCAGACUUCUGCGGAGACAUUCUCGUCUCAGGGAACGAUGCAGCCCAUUGCGUAUUAGCAGUGAUACUGAGCUCUUUCCUCCCUGUAGAGUGUCGGAGGAAGUUGCCUGCUCUUUCCAGGCCCAGCAGCUCAGUGUUCUUGUUCAGUCACUGGGGCUCCCAUUAUGUCUUCCGGAUCUUUCAUUCAGGUGUGUUGAUUCUUUUCUGCUCCUAAAGACACCUUGGUACCAUUUCAGACAGUCCACCUGCCAUUCUGCCAGCCCUCAUUCCCCGCUCUACUCAGUGUGUAGCCAUACAAAGUGCAUGGGGAAACUGAGACACGCAUAUGGCUCAUAAAAAUAUUACCAACAUUCCCUUGUACAUCACAGCAUAACAACUUCUCUAAGGUGCCACAAGUACUCCUGUUCUUUUCACAGCAUAACAGACACUCUGGAGAAAAAUCUUUGUUAAAAGUUCACCAACCCUUUGCCUUGGGAGUUCUGUUAAGCUCUCAAGCCUCCUCACCCGAUGCUUCACAGGGAAAUAAAAUAAGAACAUACAUUCCUGGUGUUGCUAAGGUUUAAAAAAUAAACCCCAGCCCUUCCCCCAGCCCUGUUGUAUUUCUACAGGCAAAGCUGUCAAUGGGGAUCAGUGGGAGCUUUGAUGGAGUUAUAUCUGCAAGGCAGAAUUCUUUAUAAAACCCCAACAGCCAUGUGAAACUAUUUAUACUUAAGAAAAGAUGAUUCUUCUGUUCUUGGAGCUGAAUAGGUUAGAGGAGGGCUUUGAGUCAGGACUUCUGGGUUUUCUUCCCAGCUCUGGUAGGGGAAUGGUGGGUAGUGGUUUAGAGUGGGUGAGGGGGCCUGGGAGUCAGGACACCGUGGUUCUGUCCCUGGCGCUCUGGGGGAAGUGGGGUCUAGAGAUUGGAUCAGAGGACGAAAUGGAAAUCUAGACUUCUGGGAGAGAAGAGACCAAAGCUUUUUAGAACAACAAGCUAGCAUCAAGAUGUGGCACGGAAAACCUGUGAUUGAACAAUAGGGUGGGAGAGGAGGAAGGAGGAGAAAAAGCAAAUUACGAAGAUUGUUUCCAAACUGGCUAGUUAUUUUGGGGUGCUCAGUCUGACUCUGAUUUUCAGAGGGCGAGCACUGAGCGCUUUUGGGGGAAUCACUUUCCAUGUACGGGGGUCUCCCCCAAUUUGGCUCCCAUAAAAACGGAGACACCCCUAAUCACUUGCUGCUUUUGACAGUGGUGGCCACUGAAUCUUCAGAGUAAACUGGCUAGAAUCCCUGCUCUCUGCUUAGCCAGGUCUUCCACCCACCCCUCACCCUCUCCUUAAGUCAGUUAUUUGCUUCUUUGAUUCACGCAGGGAAACCUUUUCUAAAACCAAAGGAAACCCAGUUUGCUUUAGAGAAGUGACUGCUGUUAAAAUGCCCUUUUUAAGUAAUAUUUUUUAGCCUUUUUUUUUUAAAUAAAGGGGAGGGCAUGUCUAUUUUAAUUCCGGGGAUCUUUAUAAACACAGAGAGGGGAAGUAAAGGGAUUGGCAAGAUUUCAUCUUAGCAGGAAAGAGAGAGAUCUUUUUCCCACAACUUCACAGGACAUUAUAACCCAGAGAUCUUUCUCCCACAGCUUCAUGAGUUGUCAUAACCCAAAGAUCUCUCUCCUGCAGCUUUGUGAGUUGUCAUAAUGCAGAGAUGUCUCUCCAACCAUUUCAAUCAACGUUACGAGGAGCUGAGAGAGACAAUGCAGGAAAUCUACUUGUGGCAAGAUCAGGGCCUUCACACUAUGUAGCUUUUAAGGGAGGGGUGUUUGAAUUUAUCUAAUGUUUUUCUGUAGGGCUGAUUUUUUUAAUUCUGUAUUUUUUUUUUAGUAAUACUAUUUUUCUAUUGGUGUCAGGAGCUUCCUGUAGUUAGAUCUAAGAGGUGACAAUAAAUAUUUGUAGCUAAAA